Messenger RNA from Ostrea edulis (European flat oyster), 1116 nucleotides. RefSeq lists its product as uncharacterized. Gene Ontology annotation, biological process: DNA integration. The record is from RefSeq and is a predicted model, not a curated record. NCBI's taxonomy places the organism in Eukaryota, Metazoa, Mollusca, Bivalvia, Ostreida, Ostreidae. The coding region runs from base 1 to 1116 and encodes 371 amino acids. The transcript has a single exon. Gene Ontology annotation, molecular function: nucleic acid binding.
AUGGAUGGAAUGAUCGAAGAAGCAGUUAAGAACUGUGCAUCAUGCCAAACUCUCACUCCUGAAUUUUGUUCCGUUGAACCUUAUAAGAUGUCUGAGUUACCAUCAGGACCAUGGGAGAACAUCAGCACACACUUUUGUGGACCCUUACCUUCAAGUGAUUACUUAUUUGUCAUGGUGGAUGAAUACUCCCGUUAUCCUAUUGUCGAAAUAGUGAAGUCUGUGUCUGCAAGAUCGACUAUUCCGGUACUUGACAAAGUCAUUAGUACAUUUGGAUUACCAAAAACUGUAAAAAGUGACAAUGGUAGCCCAUUUCAGUCAUAUGAAUUUAAGCAGUUUGCAGAGAACAUGGGAUUUGUACAUCGACGGAUCACCCCCAGAUGGCCCCGGGCCAAUGCCCAGGCUGAGAGUUUUGACAAACCACUCACGAAAGCGAUACGCUCUGCUUAUAUUAAUCAGCAGAAUUGGAAACAGGAUAUGUACAAAUUUUUACGGCAAUACCGUGCACCUCCACAUACGUCAACAGGACAAACUCCGUACAGACUACUUUUUAAUCGGGAACCAAGAACAAAAUUACCACAGACCUCGGAGAAAUCAGUUGAACUAGUUCUUGAUGAGAUGGUGAGGACACGCGAUAGUGAAGCGAAACGCGUCGUGAAACAGUAUGGUGACCAAAGAAACCGUGCGAUGAACUCGAAUAUUCAAGUUGGAGAUACUGUUUUGAUGAAGAAGGAGAUUCGUGGAAACAAACUGCAGCCAGUUUAUGACACAAACCCUAGGAGAGUGUCAGAUAAGAAAGGCUCGAUGGUGACCGUAGAUGACUCUGUUACACGCAAUGCAUCGAGUUUCAAGAAAAUCAGUGAUCAUGUUCGUAGUGAUCUUAAUAUGGACAAAGUGAUGUUAAAGAUCGAGGAUGAAGAUCUAAAGUGGCCAGAAUCAAAGUUACCCGAAUUUUCCAUGAGGAAUCCAAUUGAUGGUAGUCCAAAGCAGUGUGUGUCUGUAUCACCUAAGGAUAAAGCGACGCCAAGUGUUACUUUGAGCCCGAAGACACCAGUUGUGAGCCGUAGUGGUCGGGAAAGGAAACAACCGGUCAGGCUGAACUGUGCUAUAGUGAGUUAG